Messenger RNA from Colius striatus (speckled mousebird), 4865 nucleotides. It is a transcript of the gene ZDHHC17, whose product is annotated as zinc finger DHHC-type palmitoyltransferase 17. The transcript is spliced from 17 exons. The record is from RefSeq and is a predicted model, not a curated record. Bases 17 to 1885 code for a protein of 622 amino acids. NCBI's taxonomy places the organism in Eukaryota, Metazoa, Chordata, Aves, Coliiformes, Coliidae. Gene Ontology annotation, biological process: protein palmitoylation. Gene Ontology annotation, molecular function: protein binding; palmitoyltransferase activity. Gene Ontology annotation, cellular component: Golgi membrane.
GCGGGCUCGCACCAAGAUGGCGGCGCCGCUGGAAGAGUACGAGAAAGAAGCGGGCUGCGUCCCCAUCCUGCACCCGGAGGAAAUCAAACCUCAAAGCCAUUACAACCAUGGAUACAGUGAAUCUCUUGGACGGAAAAGCCACAUUGAUGAUUACAGCACUUGGGACAUUGUCAAAGCUACACAGUACGGAAUAUAUGAACGAUGUAGAGAGUUGGUGGAAGCAGGUUAUGAUGUACGACAACCAGACAAAGAAAAUGUAACGCUUCUCCACUGGGCUGCAAUCAACAACAGAAUAGAUCUGGUGAAAUACUAUAUAUCAAAAGGUGCUAUUGUUGAUCAGCUGGGAGGAGAUUUAAAUUCUACCCCACUUCACUGGGCAACAAGACAGGGACACUUAUCCAUGGUUGUACAGCUGAUGAAAUAUGGGGCAGAUCCGUCGCUAAUUGAUGGAGAAGGAUGUAGCUGUAUUCAUUUGGCUGCCCAGUUUGGACAUACUUCAAUUGUUGCUUACCUGAUAGCAAAGGGACAGGAUGUAGAUAUGAUGGACCAAAAUGGAAUGACACCUUUAAUGUGGGCAGCUUACAGAACACAUAGUGUGGAUCCGACCCGAUUGCUACUUACAUUUAAUGUUUCUGUUAAUCUUGGCGACAAAUACCACAAAAACACAGCACUGCACUGGGCUGUGCUAGCAGGAAAUACUACGGUUAUUAGUCUACUGUUGGAAGCUGGAGCUAAUGUUGAUGCUCAAAAUAUAAAGGGAGAAUCACCACUUGAUCUAGCAAAACAGAGGAAAAACGUUUGGAUGAUCAAUCACCUACAGGAAGCAAGACAGGCAAAGGGAUAUGACAGUCCGUCUUUUCUGAGAAAAUUAAAAGCUGAUAAGGAAUUCCGUCAGAAGGUGAUGCUGGGAACUCCCUUCCUAGUAAUUUGGCUGGUUGGGUUUAUAGCAGACCUAGACAUUGAUUCUUGGCUCAUUAAAGGGCUGAUGUAUGGUGGAGUUUGGGCUAUGGUGCAAUUUCUUUCAAAGUCAUUCUUUGAUCACUCCAUGCACAGUGCACUGCCUCUUGGAAUAUACUUGGCAACAAAAUUCUGGAUGUAUGUGACGUGGUUCUUCUGGUUUUGGAAUGAUCUCAAUUUUUUCUUUAUACAUCUUCCAUUCCUCGCUAAUAGUGUUGCUCUUUUCUACAAUUUUGGAAAAUCCUGGAAAUCUGAUCCAGGAAUCAUCAAAGCCACAGAAGAACAAAAGAAAAAGACAAUAGUAGAACUUGCAGAGACAGGAAGUCUGGACCUCAGUAUAUUCUGCAGUACCUGCUUGAUACGGAAGCCUGUGAGGUCCAAACACUGUGGGGUAUGCAAUCGAUGUAUAGCCAAGUUCGAUCACCACUGCCCGUGGGUGGGUAACUGUGUAGGAGCAGGGAACCAUCGCUAUUUUAUGGGAUACCUGUUCUUCCUGCUUUUCAUGAUCUGCUGGAUGAUUUAUGGAUGUAUCUCUUACUGGGGUUUCCACUGUGAGACAAGUUAUGCAAAGGAUGGAUUUUGGACCUAUAUUACACAGAUUGCUACCUGUUCUCCAUGGAUGUUUUGGAUGUUUCUAAACAGUGUUUUCCACUUCAUGUGGGUGGCUGUAUUACUCAUGUGUCAGAUGUAUCAGAUAUCUUGCUUGGGCAUCACAACAAAUGAAAGAAUGAAUGCAAGAAGAUACAAGCACUUUAAAGUUACAACCACAUCUAUUGAAAGCCCAUUCAACCACGGAUGUAUAAGGAACAUUAUAGACUUCUUUGAAUUUAGAUGCUGUGGUCUUUUUCGGCCUGUUAUCGUGGACUGGACGAGGCAGUAUACAAUAGAAUAUGACCAGACUUCAGGAUCAGGCUACCAGCUAGUGUAGCACCACCUUCAUCCUGUGAGCAUAUCAUGUCUGAGUGGUGCCUGAAAAAUGUUCUCUCUCUCUCUCUCGAAUCCGCAUCCCUUGAAGAGUAGCAUGCUAUGUGUAGGGCUGAUGAUGAAUCAUAAGGUACCUUCUCUUCAUCAGAAUUUUCUUAACAAAAGUGAAAACGGACAGAAUAAACUGCCAAACCUGAUAAGGAAGAGGAGGAAGAUCGAAAAGGGAUUUUAACAGUUCUUAACAUGAGAAUUAUUCGUGACGGCAUAUUCACAGUAUUUGUUGUUGGGUUUUUCUUUAUUUAAGGUCUUUCACAAUGGAGCAUGAGAUUAUUGAAGUAUUGACAUAAGUAGUUACGUUGUGCUGAGCAGAAAAAUUUCUUUCCCAACAUGAAUAAUUCCACUGAAACGAGGAUUUAGAAUAUACAAUAAAUUUCAUGACGCGGAGUUCACUGAUCGCUAUGUCGUAGUUCCUGUAAUGUGGUUUUUUAAAUACGGAUUUUCCUGUAGUGUUAUGUGCAUUGAAGGUGUGGUUUUCAGUACCGUUACGAACAUCAUGUGGUGGGAAUCCCCUGUAACGUGUUAAGUUUUUAGCAGUAGGGCACGUCAGCUAAUGUUCAGAAUAAAAAUACGUUGCCCACAUUUUUGGUGAUUCUUUUGCCAUCAGUUAGUGGUACAGCUAAAUAUUUGUGAUAACCCUGUUCUGAGACGAUCUAGGCUGAAACAAACAAUUGCACAAAUAAGGAAAGAUCUUCUGUCAAAGUUAAAAGUCCUGCUAAAGUGCAUGAUACACCUGUAAAACUAGAGUACAGUAUAAAAUGUUCAGACAAAAAGAGGUUUAUGUUCAAAGUAAACGUAUACGCAACUUACAGACUAGCAAUGCUUCAAUAUUAGGUUGUUCCUCGUACAGUACGGUACAGUAGAGUGUAAUUGGAGACACGUUGGAAGAGAAAUUGCAUGGGGAAAACCACAGAUGUGAACACUGAAAUCUGAAUUAUAAAAAGACAAGACAGUUUUGAAUUGAAUGCAACUGCAGAAGAGACCAAAGUUGCCUGAAACGCUUGUUUUGUUUGGAUGUGAAAUAACAGAAACUGAGCUUCUCUGACAAAGAAAACCCGAGUCCCCGUAGUAGCACACACACGCAGAAAAUGUCACGCGGCGUCCUGAAGAAGGUGGCAUAUUGGCACGUGGAAAUCACCCUUAAUUUCUUUGUUUUUAUGUUCUCAUGCUACAGAUAUGUUUGGAAGGUAAGGAAUGAUCUGAAAUUGCAUUCCAAGGGGGCUUUUCUCGAAUGCGAUGCACUGAUUUUUGUUAACGGUGUUUUCAUAUACUCUUAGUGAAUUGUUCACUGCUUCCUUAACUAUUGUUUACAGAGAGACUGAGAAUCAGGUUAGUUCUCUUCUAAGUGCUGUAGCAACCCAGUGGUUCAAGAAACCUGUGAGGGGAGUUUUGGGGAGAGACCUGAAAGCAGAUGUCUGAGACCAGUGUAAAGAAUGUGUAUCUGUAUAUAAAUAAUUUAUCAAAUAGUUUUCUCUCUGUGAAUGUGUGUUUAGUGUAUUUAAAGCUGCUCAUUUUCAUUUUACUCAACCAAAAAAGUGUAGGAAGAUAUCUAAUGAGCUUUUAGUGAUGUUCAAUAUUGCUGUUAAUAGGCAUUAUGCCCUGCAAAUUCACUGCAUGUUUGAUGCUUGGCAAAAUUAGCGUUUUCUGUAAUACGCAGAUUACAGGUAAUAAAGCAACCUAGUGGUAUUCCCAGCCCUUGCCUUAGUGAGAGGAGCAGUGAAACUGUAAAUAGUUGAUGUUCAGUAUUUGCAAGUAAACAUUUUUUUCCUGUAGUUGUUCAUUGAUCUCAAGACACAAUGCUUAGUUUGCAAGUACCAGAUAUCAGGAUUUACAGAAGUUCAGCAUUAGAGUACUUGAAUGUUUAAUACUGGAAAACUCAACAUCGUCUUGGACGCAGUUUUGAUGGGAGGGGUUUGGGUGUAAGGGUGGCAAGAAGCUUUUGCUGGUUUUGUCAGACAAAAUUUGUGCUCCUAACAAAGAUACGUUCAUUUUCAGUGAAAGCAGUUGACAUCAGUUGUUCGUAAUUUUUUCUGUUCAGAAAGAAAAAGCAUGAAGACUUCACAAUGAUGUUUAUUUUAAUCACCAGGAAUGUUCUGCAUAUUCAUUCUUUUGGGGGUUUUGUGGGGUUUUUUUCACAUUUCUGUUGGAGGUCAGUCAACAUGAAGAACUUUGAUCCAUUUUAUUAAAUACCACCCAGCACCAGAAGAGCGGUUCAGUACACAAUACGAGUUUUGGUUUUAGUUGCCCAGUAGCUUAAACUGCCAUGAAUUGUGUCAUGCAGUCCUUGUCAAAAAUGUUUGGAAAACGAGAGGUGAUCUCUGGGUAGUGUUCAGGGAGUUCUGCGCCAUUUACUUGUGAGUAGCUCUCUGGUGGCAGUUUUGUUGAGACCCUCAGAAUCUGAGCGAUAGUAGGUAGUUGUGAGAAUUAGCUUGCAUUUAUGGAUUUGGGAUGUACGAAGUUUCCAGUGCAAAAUGUAACUUGUCUUGAGUAACACUGAAUUGUUUGAUAUGAAAUCAUGAAAUCAAGCAGGGGGGAGCCAACUAUGCAGCACUUUUCUGUCAAGUUAUCAAACUUACAAUUCACUUGUUGAACCAAAACUGCAUUUGCAUUGCUUCUGAAACUUAACAGAGCUGAUCCAGACCAACAGCAGCAGAUCAGACCAACUUAAUCUGGCAUAGGUAGAAUAAAUGGGAAUUUUGUCUUGGCCCUAAACAUGUGCUGUUUCUUUGCAGGUUUCUGUAUUCUUUGAUGUCCACCAGGUGUUUUUUUUUUUUUCAAUUAAUGUGUAAAACAGCAUCACUACAUUUUAAGCUAUGGAAUUUUUUUGUAUAUUCUUUAUUUAUAACUGUGCCAAGUAUUAUUUUAAUACUGUCAAGAUCUUGAUGUAUUACAUGGUGAACAAAAAAAAUCUGUAAAAUGUUUAAUAA